AUGAGUCUGUCAUCGUGUGCUAAAGUCACCAAUAGCUCAAAUCAAGAAGGAAUCAAGUGUUGGGGGUACAACAAAUACAAGAAUCUGGGAUUACCCACCUCCGACGAGACCGAGAUACCGGCCAAAGACCGACCCUUUGUGCACUUCACUCUGACAGUCGAGUCGAUUGUCCCAGAGGUUUGCGGGAGUUGUGGCGUGUUUUCCUCACAAGGGUCACCGAGCUACGUGCACUGCUGGGGCGCACUAUACAGCGCCGGGAACAUAUACACGACUCACGACGCGUCCAACAUGGUACAGAUCAACACACCCGGCGAUGCUGUCAUGAUCGAUUUUCUGAGAGUCAUCACCAAUGCCAGAAAUCUCAGUUGUGUUGGUACCUUCAUCGAUGGAAAAUCAGAAACAACUCCGAACCCUCAGCACAACAGCCGAUACAACCCGCUCCCGCAGUACUUCCCACAGAAGAAACACAACUUUAACUCUCAUAAUACCGCCAUUACACGCUGA
Messenger RNA from Guillardia theta CCMP2712, 504 nucleotides. RefSeq lists its product as hypothetical. NCBI's taxonomy places the organism in Eukaryota, Cryptophyceae, Pyrenomonadales, Geminigeraceae. The record is from RefSeq and is a predicted model, not a curated record. The transcript is spliced from 3 exons. Bases 1 to 504 code for a protein of 167 amino acids.